Molecule: messenger RNA, 2325 nt
Organism: Coprinopsis cinerea okayama7#130
Lineage: Eukaryota; Fungi; Basidiomycota; Agaricomycetes; Agaricales; Psathyrellaceae
Product: alpha,alpha-trehalase
Exons: 6
Coding region: 1-2325 (774 amino acids)
Biological process (GO): trehalose catabolic process
Cellular component (GO): cytoplasm
Molecular function (GO): alpha,alpha-trehalase activity; calcium ion binding
Source: RefSeq, a predicted model, not a curated record
AUGGCCCCAGCCGUAAACCACCCCACCGCCGUCAGCUUCCUCGACGAGCACGUCCAACGCGUUCCCCACAGUGACGCAGCUACGUAUUAUGGCGGCGCAGAGGCCUAUACUCGUUCGAGGACCUACAGCCACGCUCAUUUGCAUGGCUACAACCCCAAACGUGCGCCAGCAUUCCAGGACGAUUGGCACUCCAGAGCCCGCCGUCUCUCCCACGACGAAAAGCCCAGCACGGGUUCCAGGAGAUUCCUGAUUGACGUCGAGGAAACUAUCCGUGUUGUCCUCGAGCAAGAGGACACCGACGGUGACUUUCAGAUCAGCGUCACCGACGCUGGCCCAAAGAUGAUGGCAUUGGGCACCGCAACUAGCAAUGGAUUCAAGACCUUCGACAUUAGAGGUACAUACAUGUUGUCCAACCUCUUGCAAGAAUUGGCUCUUGCCCGUGACCACGGCAGGAAGCGUAUCAUCCUCGACGAGUCCCGUCUCACAGAGAACCCCGUUGACCGACUCUCGCGCAUGAUCAAGAACUCGUUCUGGAAUUCCCUGACUCGUCGUAUCGACGGCGAUGGCUUAGAGAUCAUUACUGCUGACCCCAAGAAUCGGACCGGCCGAGUUCAACCAAGGAUUUAUGUUCCCCAUGGGGAACCUGCCAUGGCCGAGUACUAUCGCAAGGUCGCAAAGGAGAAGCCCCACAUGAACUUGGACGUUCAGGUUCUCCCUCCCAAGCCUGACGACCCCGAGUUUGUCAAGAGCUUGAACUCCAAGCCCGGCCUGUUGGCAUUGGCAAUGAAUGAAGUCGACGAUGGGAAGGGAGGAAAGACCCUGAAAGGUAUUCCGUUCAUCGUUCCGGGUGCUCGCUUCAACGAGCUUUACAACUGGGAUUCGUACUUUAUCUCUCUGGGCCUCUUGGUUGAUGGCCAAGUCGCCAUGGCUAAGGGCAUGGUUGACCACUUCAUCUUUGAGAUUAAGCACUACAAUAAGAUCCUCAACGGGUCUCGCAGCUACUACCUCUGCCGUAGCCAGCCACCCUUCUUGACCGACAUGGCGCUCCAGAUCUAUAACCAGCUUGAUCGCAACGACGCCGAAGCCAACAAGGCCUGGUUGAAGCGAGCCAUUCAAGCUGCCAUCAAGGAGUACCACACCGUUUGGGUCGCUGAGCCUAGAAUGGAUCCCAAGACGGGUCUCUCUCGAUUCCGCCCCGAUGGUCUCGGUAUCCCUCCCGAAACCGAAGCCACCCACUUCACUCACAUCCUCGAACCAUACGCCAACAAGCACGGCCUUUCCGUCCUCGAGUUCAGCGAGAAGUACAAUGACGGGAUCCUCAAAGAACCCGAGCUCGACGAAUACUUCCUCCACGAUCGCGCCGUCCGUGAAUCCGGCCACGAUACAACCUACCGCUUCGAGAAGCGUUGCGCCAACCUUGCGACGAUUGAUCUCCAGUGCUUGUUGUACAAGUACGAAGUGGAUAUUGGGACAGCUAUCCGGGAGGUGUUUGAUGAUCAGCUAGAGUUGGAGGAGGAGUUCGACUUGCAGCCAUUCCCUCCCACCCCCGAGACUUAUGCUAACCCACGUAGAGAGAAGUCGACCAAGCGCGCGCAGUCGAGCGAUGAGUGGUUCGAGAGGGCCGAGUUCAGAAGACAGAGAAUCGACCAGUACCUGUGGAACGAGAACAAGAGCCUCUACUUUGAUUACGACACUGUCCAGGAGCAUCAGAUACUCUACGAGAGUGUUACCUCUCUUUGGGCUCUCUGGGCUGGAUGUGCGAGCGAAGAGCAGUGCUGGCAGCUUGUUACCCGCUCUUUGAAGAAGUUUGAGGUUCUUGGUGGGCUCGUCUCCGGCACCGAAGAGUCUCGAGGCAAGAUUUCCUUGGACCGACCUAAUCGACAGUGGGAUUACCCCUACGCCUGGCCACCGCAUCAGAUCAUGGCCUGGGUAGGUUUGGAGCGUUACGGUUAUCUCGAAGAAGCUCAGCGCUUGGCAUACCGCUUCUUGUACAUGAUGACCACGGCCUUCGUCGACUUCAACGGUGUCGUUCCGGAGAAAUUUGACGCUGUCAAGUUGUCUCAUCUCGUCGAUGCUGAAUACGGCAACCAAGGAAUCGAUUUCAAGAUGGUCCCCCGGGAAGGAUUUGGUUGGAUGAAUGCUGCGUACCAAGUUGGCUUGUCCUUCCUCACGACUCACAUGCGUCGCGCUGUUGCUACUUGCACUAGCCCUGAAGUCUUCUUCGGCACUGCCAGCAACCUAGGCUUGAGUGGACAGAUGGCUCUCGCUAACACCGGACCCACGACUGAUCCCCUCAACCUCGCUAUGGAGAGCUUGGAUCUUUAA